Molecule: messenger RNA, 426 nt
Organism: Octopus sinensis (East Asian common octopus)
Lineage: Eukaryota; Metazoa; Mollusca; Cephalopoda; Octopoda; Octopodidae
Exons: 1
Coding region: 1-426 (141 amino acids)
Biological process (GO): DNA integration
Molecular function (GO): nucleic acid binding
Source: RefSeq, a predicted model, not a curated record
AUGACAAAUUUAUUAAUGAAACAAAAAGGAAACUGCUCGACAAAAGGAAAUAAAGGUCUGAUGCAAAGAACCGUCAAGAACGUGUACUCUAUAUGUGAUGGUGUAUUAAUGUACGCUCAAAAAUGCGAAACUUGGCCAGAAGUGAAAAUACCAUGGUUCCAAUUGCAUAUCGAUUUUGCAGACCCAGUAAAUGGAUAUUAUUACUUAAUAGUAGGGGACAGCUACACAAAAUUGCCCGAGGUUGCGAGGUGUAAACGAUCAACCUCAUGUACAGUAAUAAACUUUUUACACGAGCUGUUCGCAAGAUUUGGCGUACCGGAUAUAAUUGUCUUUGAUAACGGAACACAGUUUGUAUCAUGGGAGUUUAAAGGAUUCUGCGAGAUGUUCACAUUAGAACAUAAAACUAUAGCAACCGUAUCACCCUAG